Closterium sp. Yama58-4 is the source of this 3720-nucleotide messenger RNA. The record is from the annotation of a GenBank genome assembly. Lineage: Eukaryota; Viridiplantae; Streptophyta; Zygnematophyceae; Desmidiales; Closteriaceae.
AUGCCGGAGGGCGUUCAACAAGGGGAGGCGGGGGAGUCGGCGAAAGGGAACCCGAGCUUCGUAGGCACUGCGCUGUCGCAAGUCGUGAAGCUGUUUCUUCUAUCCCAGCUAGAGUCCUGCGACGAUCUGAGUGUGACUGUAUCAGGGUCUAACCGAGAGCUCCUUUCAGGGCGAAUUGUUGCAGUCAAUCUGUCUGCGCGAGGGGCAGUGUACAAGGGUGUGAGGCUGACGUCAGUGCACGUGGCAGCAGCAAACAUUGCAGUGGACGCCAGGGGCCAGGCACAGUCUGGCAGUUUCUUGUGCCACAAGUUUCCGGUGCAUGUCAAAGCACUUGUGUCUGAAGGUGACUUCAAUGAAAGCCUUCAAAAUCCUGCUUUCCAUAAACCGUUGAGCAAUCUUCUCUCUCUCAGUUUGCCACUGGAGCCUUCGUCACUUAGGGUUAGGUUCAGUGACGGCUCGUUGCACCUCUACUCCCCCAAUGCUCCUUCUCUUCGACUCACCCCGAAGCUCUGCCCUCGCGGCAGGAGUCUUGAGUUUGAUCGCAGAACUGUCAACGGGGUCAACUCAUACCAAAACCGCAACGGUUUCAACGCUUAUCUCGACGACUAUGCGACAGACGAUAGAACCAACGAGCUGCCUGAUGUUAGCAUCGGCACCAGGGCGGUCAAAAUCGCCUCUACCCCGUCUGCGACGGGUGACAGUCGCACAACGUCGCAUGGCUUGUCGCACGACGGCGAGUCUGUUCGUAAGGGAUCGCCGUUCAAGCUGCGACCAGACCUCGCGGUAGAAAGCGGCGGCGACGAGUACGGCGACGGAGAGAACGAGCAGAAGGAAGACGGGACCGCGGGUAGCGGCGGCGAUAGUGGCGCGAAUAGCGGCGGGGAUGACGGCGGACAAGACGGCAAGGAUAACGGCGGGGAUGACGGCGGGGAUGGCGGAGAGGGAAGCGCAGACAAGGAUCCAAGCCCUGCCGGGGAUGACGGCGGGGAGGGCGGAACAGGUGAUUACGGGGAUCUGGACGUCGACGGUGAUAGCAGCAGUGGUGGCGGAGCCGCCGCAAAUGGCGGCGAGGCUAGUAGCGAUGGCGGCACCGGGGACGACGGUGGAGGGGGAGUGGGGGGGAAGCAGGCCGAAUCUCCCCCAAGCCUUUCUCCGCCAACGCCCGCCCCCCCCUCACUUUCCGCCAAACCGCUCCCAUUGCUACCGCUACCUUCGCGCUCUCCCCCCGCUAAUCCGCCCCCAUCCAAAUCGCCCUCUCCUCCGCCAAAGCCAGCUUCCCCUCCGCUGAAGUCUCCGCCCCCGUCCCCUCCGCCAAAAUCGUCCCCCUCUUCCCCUUCGCCGAAGUCUCCGCCCCCUUCCCCUCCUUCGUCCGCCUCACCAUCCUCUGCUACCGUGCUGUCAUGGGGGGGGUUUAAGCUUGGUACUGCUGGUGCCCGGGACAGCAGCAGCUCUGGCAGCACUGGUAGCAGCGUUUGGAGGGGCGGGAACGGCGUCGCUGUUGCUGCUGCUGUUGAUGAUGGUGGUGGUGAUGGUGAUUAUGGGGCGACUGGUGGUGCUGACUCUGGCUUGGAUGAUGUGGGAGGGUAUGAUAUCGAUGGUGAUUAUAGUGACGGGGGCAGCAGCCACGGGGAUAGUGAUGCGACCAGUAACGGAGGCAGUGAGGCAGGCAGAGAAGGGGGCAAUGAGGGGGACACUGACGGUGGUGGCAGUGCGGAUGGUGGUAGUGCGGAUGGUGGUGGGGACGCAACGCCUGUGUCCUCCCCCCCCGCUGGCCUCUGGUGGCAGUCGUUACUAGACGCCGGGGGGAGUUAUGGGGGGGACGGGCUAGCGGGAUACUCGGAUGGGGGCGCGGAAGGGGGCGGGGACGGCGGAGAUGGGGCGGGGGAGGGGGGCGAGGGGAGGGAGGGGGGUGAGGUGGGUGUGCGGGAAGCGGCGGUUGACUAUAACGAAAGUGACUCUCAGGGUGAUGAUGAUGGUGCUGAUGACAACGCAAGUGACGACGACGCUUAUAACGGGUUCGAUCUAGACGGAGGUGAAGAUUCCCAGCCUUUGGAUGGUUCCAACGCUGUUACCAUUGCUGCCGGCGCAGGGGCAGACAAUGCUUCUGACAGUGCUGCUGGUGGCGUCACAGAAAGCAGUGGCAGCAGCAACAAGUACAGUGCUCUAGGGAAUUCUCAAAAGCAGCCUGUCGCCAAGGGUGCUGAUGGUAGUGGCGAUGGCGGCGGUGGCGGCAGUGGUGGAGGCGGCAGCAGCGACAGUGCGGAUUACACGAGCGACGCCGGAGAUUACAAGGACAGCCAAGGGGAGCGCGACGACGGCAGCGUCAACGCCAUCGAUUACCUGCAAACCGGCAACGAUGGCUCCUUUGACGACUCGGACUACUACAACCACUCCCCUGGAGAUGCUUCUAACCACAGCAGCCAUACCCUCGUCCCAAUCUCCACGGAGUCUUUGGGCCUUCGAGCCACCUUCACGCCUCAACCCAGCAGCGGCGGCAGCGGCGGCAGGCACGGCCCCUCCUCCUCUCCUAGCUCUUCCCCCCACCCCCCCAGCAGCAGCAGCAGCAGCCACAUGAAGAUUCCCGCCCCUACCGCCCCUACCGCCCCUGCCCCCCCCGGUUUCCACAACAAAGCCCCGAAGCCCCCUGCAACGGGGGACAGGGGAAAGAGCAGCGGCAGCAGCGGAGGGAGAGGAGAGGAGGGCGGUGGUGAGUCGGGAGGGAGUGGAGGUGGAGGGGGUGGAGGUUGGGAGGGGGCUUCGGGCGGAGAGAGUGUGGCUCAGCUGUAUCUGCUGCCUCGGAACGAGUCACGGGCGAGGUGCCUGGACGGCAGGCUUCUCUGCAAGGUGAGGGAGAGAGAGAUACGGGUGGAGAGGUUUGAAGGAGGAGGGGUAGCACCACUGAAGGAGGUUCGGGCGAUCCGAGCACUCUGUUCUAUCUACAUGGGACACUGGAACCUGCAGGCUUCCUUGCAAGACCUGCUAGUGAAGCGCGGCAUGAGUCAGGGAACAGACGCGCUGGUGGGCGGGUGCAGCGCGGGGGCGGUGGCGGUGUCGAUGGUGUGCGACCCCAUUGCUGCGUGGCUCGCCCGCUACCGCAUGCGCACCAAGUGCUUCAUGGACGCGGGGGUCUUCCCAGACGUGGUGGACUACUACGGCCAGCGCUCGCUGCGGCGCAAGGUGCAGCGCAUGGCGGGCGCGCAGAACAUCAACCGCGCCGGCAUCAGCUACUCCUGCAAGCAAUCCCUGGGCAGCAGCAAGGAGGCGUGGAAGUGUUUCUUCCCGGAGUACAAUCUCAACUUCGUGCGCACGCCCAUGUUCCUCGUCAACUCGCUGCUCGACUACAAGGCCGUCGCCGUCGCACUCGCUCUCGCUCUCCUUGCAGCAAAAUUCUUCCUUCACCCUCAUUCCCCUUCCUUCUCCCUCCUUCUCUCUCCUUCCCCCUCCUCCUUCCCCCUCCUUCCCUCCUUUCCGCCUCCUCCUCCCUCCUCUCCCAUCCUCCCCCACCCCCAUCCCAAUAACAGCCCUGGGCAGCAGCAAGGAGGCGUGGAAGUGUUUCUUCCCGGAGUACAAUCUCAACUUCGGGGGAGUGGAGGAAGGGGGGUUGGAGAGUGGGGUGGUGUUGGUGACGUGAUGAGCAGCGGCGGUGACGGCGGCUUUGGCAGCAGCGGUGGUAGGGAAACCACUUUGGAAGGGACGUUCACUGACUGGUACUUUUCAUGA